AUGCACCGACGGCACCCUGACGCCGUCUCCUCGCUCUCUCCGGUCAUCACUCAGCUUCCUCUCCCUCGUCGUAGAUCUUCUCUGCUCUCCUCUAUGUCCUCCCCACACACGCCGCCCAACUCCAACUCUCCUCUGCCGUUGUUCUCCUCCUUGAAUGCAAACAGGAAGAGCACAGAUAGCUGGAAUAGUUCUAAUUGCGAUGGAGCGGACGAGCUUGAGUUCGAAUGGAGCCCGGAGCAGGUUCGAUUGCUGUCCAGGACCUUGGACGCACUUCCCGCACACUUGCUUACCCCCUUCAAUGGUCCAGUCCCCCCCUCCAACCUUCUCGACAAGAUCGCUCGAGGCGUUACCCAAGCCAAAGGUCCAAUCGAUUGGCCGCAGUCGCUGCGCGCGACUCGCGCCAAGAUCGUCGAUCUGGCCCGCAUUCGCGCAAAAGAGGCUGCGAACGAAUCCGGUAGCGACACCAUCGCCGAAGAGGAUGACCCCGACCACGACAUCUUAAAGCAGACCACCAACACUGGUCCCAAGCGGCCCCUAUACAGGCAGUCAAGCAUGGAUUUCAUGCAGCAAUCGUCCAAGCUUGACCUCAAGGACAACCGCAACAUUACUAGACUUUCCCACCGUUUGCAACAUACUGAACGAACGAUUACUACUGAUUAUCGCGCGCACACACGUCCUCCUAGUCGUGCUUCCUCUCCUCCUCUCGGUAGCCCUGUGCGAUGCUCGCAGUUCUCCCGCUUGGAUCGUUCCACGUCGAGUUCUACAACUCUGAACUCCAGCGCUUCCCGUGAAUCUCGCAUCCCCCGCCUGCAGCGAUCUAUGUCUUCCGUCUCCAGUUCCUCAGACGCAUACAUGGCUCCUGCGAUUGAUCCUCGAGUGCAACGCAUCAAGCGCUCGGACUCGUUUGGCGGACAAAUGCUGUAUGGAUCCCUGAAGCGUGCACCGUCAUUCGGCUCGAUUUCCAAACGCAGCUCAGACGCCAUGAGCAUGAGUAUCGGUGGCAGAGAUUCGGAUGCCACUUCGUCAGACGAGGAGGAGAAGCUCCGCAGUUUGAAGGCGAAAAAGCCGCGUGUGCAAGCGAACUCCCCUCCUCCCCCUUUUCGUCCUUUACCAGAAAAGAAGUCGAAGUUGUCUGUAAAGCAGUCACAUCAGACCAUCGACAAAUCCAGGAUCCCGAAAGAGACUCCCCCUCGGCGCUCGUCCAGGCUGAAGGCUAAUCUGCAGCGGAACCCGAGUAUUCUGGGUCCUGAGUUGCCCCUUCCGCUUCCCGUAUCCAGUCCUUCGAUGUUUCGUCCCGUAUCUCGCACUGGUACCCCGAAAUCGCGCAAGCUCAAGUCUACCGACUCGCCGGUCGCGAUUCGUGGUGCUGCGGGCGCCACUCUCCUCCAUCGUACUCCGGUCACCCCACAGACCACGCAGGCGAAGCCCCUUCGCCGUACCCAUGGGUCCCGCUUGCCUCAGCGGCCUCCGGCAAGAAAGAUCUCCUUUAGCAGUGUCCCAACCCCUCCGAGCGAGGAGAACGUCGAUACCGGCGCAGGUCUGGGACUCGGGAGCGCUUUCCAGCUACACUGA
Molecule: messenger RNA, 1572 nt
Organism: Sparassis crispa
Lineage: Eukaryota; Fungi; Basidiomycota; Agaricomycetes; Polyporales; Sparassidaceae
Exons: 3
Coding region: 1-1572 (523 amino acids)
Source: RefSeq, a predicted model, not a curated record